GGUUUAGGCUUUUCUGCCCAAAAGUUCCCCAUACAAAGGAUUGUUACCUUGACGUGGUGCUGGGGCUUGAGCUCCUCGAUGAUGUCAUAAGCUAUACCGUGCAGAGCCACCCAAGACGGGAAGCAUAUGGCAGAGAGGUCAGACUAAAUAUGAUCCCUGGGGAAGGUAAUGGCAACCCACCCCAGCAUUCUUGCUAUGAAAACUACAUGGAUCAGUACAGCCAGAGAAAUGUCAGUAUGCCAUCAGAAGAUAGGACUCUCAGGUCAGAAGAUGGUCAAACUGCUACUGGGGGAGGAACAGAGGACUAGUCCAACUAGCCCCAGAUGUGAUGAUGCAGUUAUCUCAAAGCUGAAAAGAAGGCUAACGGCCGACAGUGCUGGAGGUGAACGACAAAUCCGAUGUUCUAAAGAUCAACACACUAUAGGAGCCUGGAAUGUAAGAUCUAUGAGCCAGGGCAAACUGGACGUGGUUAUUGAUGAGAUGUCAAGAUUAAAGAUAGACAUUCUGGGAGUCAGUGAACUGAAAUGGACUGGAAUGGGCCACUUCACAAAAGAUGACCACCAGAUCUACUACUGCGGACAAGAGGAACACCGAAGAAAUGGAGUAGCCUUCAUAAUUAAUAAUAAAGUUGCAAAAGCAGUGAUUGGAUACAACCCAAAAAAUGAUAGAAUGAUCUCAAUUCGAGUUCAAGGCAAGCUGUUUAACAUCACAGUGAUCCAAAUAUACGCCCCAACCACAGCUGCUGAAGAAGCAGAAUUAGAUAAGUUCUAUGAGGAUCUGCAGCACCUACUAGAUAAUACACCUAAAAGAGACAUUAUUUUCAUUAUAGGAGAUUGGAAUGCUAAGGUGGGCAGUCAAAUGACAACCGGGAUCACAGGCAAGCAUGGUCUGGGACAACAAAAUGAAGCAGGACGUAGGCUUUUGCCAGGAAAAUUCACUGUGCAUAACAAACACUCUCUUCCAACAACCUAAGAGGCGGCUUUACACAUGGACUUCACCAGAUGGU
Molecule: messenger RNA, 1006 nt
Organism: Anolis carolinensis (green anole)
Lineage: Eukaryota; Metazoa; Chordata; Lepidosauria; Squamata; Anolidae
Product: craniofacial development protein 2-like
Exons: 1
Coding region: 169-972 (267 amino acids)
Biological process (GO): chromatin remodeling
Cellular component (GO): nucleus
Molecular function (GO): catalytic activity
Source: RefSeq, a predicted model, not a curated record